AUGUCCACCGUCCACUUCAACAUCCAAAAGCACGCGAUACCCACCUCGCACAUCAGGGAGUAUCCCCGAGCCACGGCCGACGACCAGGAAGACGAGCUCCUCCUCGCAAUCAAGCAAUAUACACCCAAAACCCAGUCCAAGGCAGACGAAGGCGACGUGACCAUCAUCGGAGCCCACGCCAACGGCUUCCCCAAGGAACUCUACGAACCUCUCUGGGACGACCUCUACGAGCAAUUCCAAGCCAGAAACAUCCGGAUCCGAAGCAUCUGGAUCGCGGACGUAGCUCAUCAGGGCGACUCCGGCGUUCUCAAUGAGGCCAAGCUGGGCAACGACCCCUCCUGGUGGGAUCACCCUAGAGAUCUCUUCCUGAUGGUCAACCAUUUCCGAAAACAUAUGAAGCGGCCGCUCAUUGGUAUCGGACAUAGCAUGGGGGGCAACAACCUCAUCAAUCUAUCCCUGGUGCAUCCUCGCCUCUUGACGAGUUUGAUCAUGAUCGACCCGGUCAUCCAGAGACUCCCCUCUGUCCAAGGCAGUUUCGGUCUCGCGACAGCUUCCACGAAGCGCAGAGAUCGCUGGCCCAGCAGGAAAGAAGCAGAGGCUGCUUUCAAGAGAUCGAAAUUCUACCAGAGAUGGGACUCCCGCGUUCUGGAUAAAUGGCUAGAUCACGGCCUACGCAGAUUACCGACCCACCUCUACCCAGACCCCCAGGCCUCCACGAACAACACAAUACCCGCCCUCUCCGCAGACCCCGGCGCCUCCUCCUCCUCCUCCUCCUCCUCCUCCUCCUCCUCAGCCCCAAUCGACCGAGGAGAACUCACCCUGAAAACCACCAAACACCAAGAAGUCCUAACCUUCCUGCGCCCCAACUUCCCAACCGCAGAAUUCCCCUCCCCGUCCACCCAUCCCAACCCCCUCACCCACCCCGACGUAGACCCCGACACCGCGCCUUCCCACCCCUUCUACCGCCCCGAAACCCAUUCCACCUUCAAACGCCUCCCCCACCUCCGUCCGAGCGUCUUCUACGUCUUCGGCGACGAAUCAGACCUCUCCGCCCCCUUGCUCAAGGCCGAUAAACUCGCGCAGACGGGUAUAGGCGUCGGGGGCUCCGGUGGUGUGCACAGGGGCCGAGUGAGCGAGGUGACGUUCAAGGGUGUCGGCCAUCUCAUUCCGAUGGAAGUCGUGGGGAAGACGGCGGAGGCGAUUGCGGGUUGGGUGCAGCCGGAAUUGGAGAGGUGGAAGCGGCUGGAGGAAGGGGAGAGGAGGCAGUGGAGUCGGGUUUCGAAGCGUGCGAAGAGCCAGUUGAGCGAGGAGUAUCAGAGGGUCAUUACCAGCGAUUGGGGGGCGGAGUCGCAGCGGAUGGCGGGAGCAAAGUCUUCCAAACUAUGA
Messenger RNA from Lecanosticta acicola, 1386 nucleotides. Lineage: Eukaryota; Fungi; Ascomycota; Dothideomycetes; Mycosphaerellales; Mycosphaerellaceae. The record is from the annotation of a GenBank genome assembly.